GUUGUGAGUUUGGGCUCAAAAGCAUAGCAUGAAUGCAAUGAUUACUUAAAACACAUUACGAUUGUGAUUGUGAUUCACAUAUGAUUUGCACAUUCAUUGCAAUCGUAUGAAGAAAAUGCCAAAAAGGAGACGAUUGGAUGGUCUGUCGCACAACUGGUCUCAGUUCGGCAAUGAAAGUGAUGGCGAUUUUGGUGAUCAUCACCACAAACACGGCGAUGAAGAGGUGAACGACGGACCGACACCACAGCCUAACCACUCGCUCGACAACAAUGACAACAAUGACAGCGUUUGCGACAAUGAGUUGUCGGUCUUAGCCGACUGUCCCCUCGCGAGCACCACUGCCACGAAGACCGUCACUCACGAGCUGAACGGCCAGUCGUUGUCACCGAAUUUGGACGAAAAUCAGUUGAUUUCGAGGCGAAAGUCGAAUCGCAUAUCGAAACCAAUCCAACGAUCGCUGGAG
Oppiella nova is the source of this 463-nucleotide messenger RNA. NCBI's taxonomy places the organism in Eukaryota, Metazoa, Arthropoda, Arachnida, Sarcoptiformes, Oppiidae. The record is from the annotation of a GenBank genome assembly.